Molecule: messenger RNA, 756 nt
Organism: Jaculus jaculus (lesser Egyptian jerboa)
Lineage: Eukaryota; Metazoa; Chordata; Mammalia; Rodentia; Dipodidae
Gene: Ncbp2as2
Product: NCBP2 antisense 2 (head to head)
Exons: 1
Coding region: 47-346 (99 amino acids)
Source: RefSeq, a predicted model, not a curated record
AAGUGGAGGGCUGCGAGCGGCGCGUUCCGGGGCGCUCGGAAGGAGGAUGGUUUUCCGGCGGCUGCUGGCGGCCCUGCUGCACAACCCGCAGCUGGUGGAGCGGCUCUCCGAGUCGCGGCCCAUCCGGCGCGCGGCGCAGCUCACCGCCUUCGCGCUGCUCCAGGCGCAGAUGCGCGGCCCGGACGCCGCCCGCCGCCUGCGCGCCCUCGCCGGCCGGCCCGCGGGCUCCCUGGCCCACCGCCUCGCGCGUUUCCGGGACACCUUCACGCAGGAACUGCGCCGCGGACGCCAGGAGCGCUCCGCGCCGCCGCCCGGGCGCCAGAAGGGCUCGGGCGCCAAUCUUUAAGCACGGAGGAAGCCGGGGUCCGGCCGAGGUCACCUACUGUCCCUUCGGUGUGCCAGACAUCGACCUUGGCGUUCAUGAGUCAUCCGGGGCACUGCGCACGGCUUCGAAUCUUGACUGACCUUGUCGGCUGCAGACAUCCGACUCCUAAGAGCUCAAGGUCAGGCAUCCUCGUGGCGGGCCUAUGACCGAGCCAGAGCACAGUGUGGAGAAAGACCCCGAAGCCCGAAGGAUAAAGAGACACUGGACCCGACCCCAGACGCCUGCCUUCUGCAAGCGGCCCCGCAGUUCUUGAUGACUGCUGCUGUAAUGUGCGCUGCCGCAGCGGGUACUGACUCCAGGGAAUGUGGUGCGUUGGAAAGACGACCCGCAGCUGCCAAAUUCUCUGAAUAAAUAAUAAAUGCGUGAGCUGA